This is a messenger RNA of Ilex paraguariensis (yerba mate), 916 nucleotides long. NCBI's taxonomy places the organism in Eukaryota, Viridiplantae, Streptophyta, Magnoliopsida, Aquifoliales, Aquifoliaceae. The record is from the annotation of a GenBank genome assembly.
UGUGUGCGCGCAAAAGUUUCACUUCCAUGGAAUCUCCCUUCAAGCCAGAUAUACUGAAAGGAAAGGUUGCAUUGCUGACUGGUGGUGGAUCAGGUAUUGGAUAUGAGAUAGCAGCACAGCUGGGGAAACAUGGUGCCUCAGUUGCCAUCAUGGGCCGACGCAAGAACGUCCUCGACUCUGCUGUAUCUGUUCUUCGUUUUCUGGGUAUUCAGGUAGGUUACAUCACAAUGCUUGAACUUGAUCAUUGGAUCAGGCUUCAAUGUUGGGCAUAGUGACUCAUCAAGAACUUUUGCCAAACGAUACUGCUACAACAGUGCACACGCAUCUUGAUCCAACGGUGCAGACGCUGAAGUCGGCUAUUGGGCUUGAAGGAGAUGUUCGUAAACAAGAUGAUGCAGUCAGAGUUCUAGAAACAACAAUUAAGCAUUUUGGCAAGCUUGAUAUUCUAGUGAAUGCUGCAGCUGGCAAUUUCCUUGUUCCAGCAGAGAAUUUGUCCCCUAACGGCUUUCGUACAGUGAUGGAUAUAGAUUCCGUUGGCACUUUUACUAUGAGCCGUGAAGCACUUCAGUAUCUUAGGAAAGGUGGCCUUGGGAAGGACCCAUCUAGUGGUGGAAUUAUUAUAAACAUAAGUGCAACUUUGCAUUAUACAGCAACUUGGUAUCAAGUACAUGUUUCUGCUGCCAAGGCCGCUGUUGAUAGCCUAACAAGGAGCUUGGCUUUGGAGUGGGGAACAGAUUACGAUAUCAGAGUCAACGGGAUUGCACCAGGGCCUAUUGAAGACACCACUGGUUAUAGCAAACUUGCACCGGAGGAGGUAAGAAGCAAAUCAAGAGAAAAUGAUCCUCUAUAUAAAGUGGGAGAAAAAUGGGACAUUGCUAUGGCUGCUCUCUACCUGGCAUCAGAUGCUGGUCGGUAA